CUGCCUCCUCCCCCUUCCCACAACUGGGUGGGGGUGAGUGGGCAGGGGGCAGGCUCAGCCGGCUGAGGAGCCUGAUGAUUUCCUGCCCUCACCACAGCUUCCUGUCGCACGCGGGUGGCGAGGAGGAGGAGGAGAAGAGGCAGGCGGGGAGCAAGAAAGGGGCAGGUACAGCUGGGCACAGGGAUCGUGCUGGUGGUAGUCAGAGCACAAGCCCCAGCUCAGCCUCCAGGACUAGCCCCUUCCAGCACUGAUCUCAACUCAGUCCAGCAAGGAAGUGGGGGUCACUGAGCCCCAAAGGAAGAUAAGCUGCUUGCCACUAGAUCCCAGGCUGGGGCCCGCUCAGUUCCACACCCCUGCUGCCACUCUGCCUAGAGGGGCCGCAGUGCAGCGGGGUCUGGGCCAGGUGCUCUGCAGAUGGAAGCAGACACUCUGAGCCCCGUGGGGCUGGGCCUCCUGCUGCUGCCGGUCUUGGUCACGCUCCUGGCUGCCCUGUGUGUACGCUGCCGUGAGAUGCCAGCCUCCUAUGACAGCGUUUCCACAGAGAGCUUGUACCCACGGAGCAUCCUCAUCAAACCAUCUCAAACAACCUUUUCCCGAACAACUGCCACUUCCUACCCUCUCGUUACUUCCUUCCCACCCCUGAGGCAGCCAGACCUGCUCCCCAUCCCGAGAUCCCCACAGCCCCUUGGAGGUUCACAUCAGACGCCAUCUUCCCGGCAGGAUUCAGAUGAUGCCAACAGUGUGGCGAGCUACGAGAACCAGGGUGGGUCUAGGGUCUGGGCUACUGGGCGGGGUGGGGAGCCUGGGUCUAUCCCAGGUCAUGUUGACUUCUUAUUUUUCAUAGAGCCAGCCUGUGAGAACGUGGAUGAAGACGAAGAUGACGAUGAUUACCCCAAUGAGGGUUACCUAGUGGUGCUUCCUGACAGCACCCCUGCCAACAUUCCUGUCGUCUCCUCUGCCCCUGUGCCCAGCAACCCUGACCUCCGAGACAGCGCCUUCUCCAUGGAGUCUGGUGAAGAUUAUGUGAAUGUUCCUGAGGGCGAGGGGAGCGCACAAGCAUCUCUGGAUGGGAGCCGGGAGUAUGUCAAUGUGUCCCAGGAGCUGCAGCCAGUGGCCAGGGCUGAGCUGGACACCAUGAAGUCCCAGGAGGUGGAAGAUGAAGGAGAAGAGGAGGGAGUGGAAGGAGAGGAAGCCCCUGACUAUGAGAAUCUGCAGGAACUUAACUGAGAGCCUGCUGCAGCCACCUGUCCUGGAACUAGCCUUGCUGGGAGGGCAGAGCUGGGCAGCCGGGAGUGGCUCUAAGGGAGUCCCAUUUGACCUCUGCCUUGUCAACAGUCUGAGAAUCUCCCCUAACUUAUUGUCAUUGUGGGAUGCAGUCUAUGUCCCCGGUAUUCUGCACCUUCUGACGAAGCCUGAGAAUGAAUCUCGUUCCUGUCUGACUCUGUUGUGGAAUAAAGGUGUUAUGGCCCAAA
Molecule: messenger RNA, 1472 nt
Organism: Phodopus roborovskii (desert hamster)
Lineage: Eukaryota; Metazoa; Chordata; Mammalia; Rodentia; Cricetidae
Gene: Lat
Product: linker for activation of T cells
Exons: 11
Coding region: 415-1227 (270 amino acids)
Biological process (GO): signal transduction
Cellular component (GO): membrane
Source: RefSeq, a predicted model, not a curated record